AUGUCAAUGUUUGGACGACUAUUCGGGAAGAAAAAGGAAGAAAUCACUGCAGAAGAGGCGAUAAAUCAAUUGAGAGACACGGAAGCAAUUCUGAUCAAAAAGCAGGAGUAUUAUGAACAGAAAAUUGAUGAGGAAAUCGCAACCGCAAAGAAGCACGGGCAAAAGAAUCAACGGCUUGCAUUAAAUGCGUUGAAGAGAAAGAAACAUCAUGAAUUGGAAUUGAGCCGAAUUGAUGGGACGUUGUCAAAGCUUGAAGCUCAACGAGCGGCCCUCGAAGACGCGGGAACGAAUGCCGAAGUAUUGAAAGUUCUUGCCGAUGCAUCGAAGUCGCUCAAGAAGGCGAAUCUCGAUCUCGACAUUGAUAAGGUGAAUGACUUGAUGGACGAUAUUGGUGAGCAGAUGCAAGACUCAAAAGAGCUCAACGAUGCGAUCUCGCGGCCAAUUGGUGAUGUGGCCGAUGAGGAUGAUUUGAUGGAUGAAUUGAGACAACUUGAAGAGGAAGCCAAACAAGCUCCAUCUCUUCCAUCUCGACAAUCGGAUCAAGAAAUGGACACCCUUUCCGAUCUUCCCACCGUUCCUUCCGGGCCUAUCACUCGUUCAAAGGGAAAAGUCCAAAAACAGGACACUAUGGCCGAGUUGGAGGCAUGGGCGGCUGCUAAU
Messenger RNA from Mesorhabditis belari, 660 nucleotides. The record is from the annotation of a GenBank genome assembly. Lineage: Eukaryota; Metazoa; Nematoda; Chromadorea; Rhabditida; Rhabditidae.